CGGCGCGUCUGCAGGUGAGAGAAGCAGGCACAACACGCUGGACACGGUGAAGGAUUCAAGCAAACGUUUCCUAAAACACUGCGUCGGAUAUACACCUUACUUUUCUUUUCAUUUUUACUUUUUUUUAUUUCAUUCUCUUUUUUGUAUACAAUCCUGACAUUUUUCUGCGGAUUGUGCGUCGUGGAGUUGGCUCGUGAAAAGGAGAGAAAGAGCCCGAUUAUACUGCUUGUUGCAGAGAGACUUUGGAGGAGCAGAGCGGGCUGAGGAUCGGCAGGUAAUCCGCUCCGCGCUCAGACUGAUGAGUUUGGAAACUGCGCGGGCAUUUAAAUGAUUCUCUGACAGCCGCGGACGCAACAUCAGACAAGAGGAGUAAGUGCAGCCUCGCCCACAAGAGAGGGAGAGGGAGAAAAAAAGAGAGACAUUCUACAAACUGUGAGUAAAACGGGGCGACAUGGACGGAAUUCACUUUCUGCUGAUGCCUGGACUAUAACGUUUCGGCUUUUACGCGCGAGGCAUUCAGAUAUUUGAGGCGCCAUCCGGAGCCUCUCGGGCGUGCAGCCUCUUUUUUUUUCCUCUCUUUGUACUAAAUAAAUUAAGGUAAACUAAACUAACAUUCAGCACUGGGAGGAGAGGGGAAAGCCCCGUGCACUUGCUGCUUUUUUGCUGCAGCAGAAACGAGAGGAAGUCGUCCGGAGGAUGAAGUCUCUGCGCAUCCUGAAGCACCGCCAAACGAUAUUUCCCUUCAGACUUUCUGAUUGACUGAUCCUUUUUUUUUUCUUUCUUUUGACACAUUUUUCAUAUUUACGUGGACAUUUUUUUUUGUGCAAAGGGUGAACAAUGAGGACUACUGGUGCAGUGGACUAUUUGUACUAUUGCAUGCUGAUCCUGCAGCUUGUGCACCUUCCCGCUGCCAAGCAAGUGCUCCGGUACCGCUUAGCCGAGGAGGGACCGGCCGAUGUCAGAGUAGGUAACGUGGCCGUGGACCUGGGCAUCGUAGCCGGGUCGGGGGAGGUCACAUUCACUCUGGAAUCGGGCUCUGAAUUUUUCAAAAUAGACAAUAUAACAGGUGAGCUCACCACCAACGAGAGGCGGAUAGACCGUGAGAAAUUACAGCAGUGCCAGAUGAUAUUCGAUGAGAAUGAGUGCUUUAUAGAUUUUGAAGUGUCAGUGAUCGGACCGGCCCAGAGCUGGGUGGACCUCUUUGAGGGAAAAGUCAUCAUAUUAGAUAUAAAUGAUAACACUCCGUCUUUCCCUUCCCCUGUUCUGACACUGUCUGUGGAGGAAAACAGACCCAUUGGAACCCUUUAUCUGCUGCCCACAGCCACAGACAGAGAUUUUGGCAGGAAUGGAAUUGAGAGAUAUGAGCUUAUUCAGGACAAUGGGGAAAACUCAAGGCGCUUGGGGUCUUCUGGGGAUUCAUACUCCGGGAAGAGGAGAUUUGAGGAAGGAGCGAGCAGGAGCAGUGUCUUUGAACUGCAAGUUGCUGACACUACUGAUGGAGAGAAGCAGCCUCAACUCAUUAUUAAAGGGUCCCUUGACAGGGAACAGAGAGACUCCUAUGAGCUCACGUUGCGUGUUAGGGAUGGAGGAGACCCCCCUCGCUCCUCUCAGGCCAUUUUGAGAGUAAUGAUCACUGACGUGAAUGACAACAACCCUCGGUUUGAAAAAAGUGUGUAUGAAGCCGACCUACCAGAAAACAGCUCCCCUGGCGCCCCCAUAUUACAGCUGAAAGCAGCUGAUGCAGAUGUGGGGGUUAAUGGUCAAAUCGAGUAUGUGUUUGGGGCAGCCACAGAAUCCGUAAGGAGGCUGCUGAGGUUGGAUGAGAGCACAGGGUGGCUGAGUGUGUUGCACCGCAUUGACCGUGAAGAAGUGAGCCAAUUGAGGUUCACGGUAAUGGCCCGUGACCGAGGCCAGCCACCCAAAAUGGACAAGGCCACUGUGGUGUUGAACAUCAAGGAUGAGAAUGAUAAUGUGCCAUCUAUUGAAAUCAGAAAAAUAGGCCGCAUAUAUCUAAAAGAUGGGGUGGCAAACGUGGCUGAGGAUGUGGUGGUGGACACACCCAUUGCAUUAGUUCAGGUGUCAGACCGUGACCAGGGAGAAAAUGGCAUCGUUACCUGCACAGUUGUAGGGGAUGUGCCGUUUCAGCUCAAACCAGCCAGUGAGAUGGAGGGUGAGCAGAAUAAAAAGAAGUAUUUCCUCCACACGUCUGCACCACUGGACUAUGAGGCCACACAGGAAUACAAUGUGGUCAUAGUGGCUGUGGACUCUGGAAGCCCCAGUCUGGCAAGUAAUAACUCUCUUAUCGUCAAAGUGGGUGACACUAAUGACAACCCUCCUAUCUUCAGCCAGAAUGUAGUGGAGGUGUCAUUCCCUGAAAACAAUGCCCCUGGCGAGAGGGUGACAACAGUGGCAGCCAUUGACGCAGAUAGUGGGAAGAAUGCUGAAAUAGCCUAUUCCCUAGACUCAUCAGUAAAUGGGAUUUUCUCUAUCGAUGCAGACAGUGGAGACAUCCGAGUAAACACCAUCCUGGAUAGAGAGCAAACAGAACGCUAUGAAUUCAAAGUAAUAGCCAAAGAUAAAGGCAUAAACACACUUCAGGGUUCUGCAACUGUGGUCGUUCUUGUGGCUGAUAAGAAUGACAAUGAGCCAAAGUUCAUGCAGGAUGUGUUCACCUUUUAUGUCAAAGAGAACCUUGAUCCAAACAGCCCAGUUGGCAUGGUUACAGUAAUUGAUGCGGAUAAAGAACAAAAUGCAGACAUGGGUCUUUUCAUUGAAGAAGAAGAAGACAUCUUUUCUAUUGAGAAUGAGACUGGGACUAUUUUUUCCACCCUGUCCUUUGACCGAGAGCAGAAAACCACCUAUACAUUCCGUGUCAAAGCGAUAGAUGGUGGUGACCCUCCGAGAUCGGCCACAGCCACCGUCUCACUAUUUGUCAUGGAUGAAAAUGACAACCCACCAACUGUCACCUUUCCUAUAAACAGCUCUUACACCCUUCUUCCUCCCUCCAGCAACAUCAGAACAGUCGUCAGAACUGUCAUAGCCACUGAUACAGACACUGGCAUCAAUGCAGAUCUGAACUAUAGCAUCAUUGGAGGCAAUCCAUUCAAGCUAUUUGAAAUUGAUGGGGGCACAGGGGUCAUUUCACUGAUGGCAAAGCUGGAACAGAAGCACUACGGCCUCCACAGACUGGUGAUCCAAGUGAAUGACAGUGGGCAGCCUUCCCAGAGCACCACAACUUUGGUUCACGUAUAUGUUAACGAGACUCUUUCCAAUUCCACAGUAGUAGAUGCCCAGGUGGCUAAGAGCCUUAGCACAUCUCUCAACACCAACAUUGCUGGUGACCCCAACUAUGAUCUCAGCAAACAGCGCUUAAGCAUCGUAAUUGGGGUAGUUUCAGGCAUCAUGACUGUCAUUCUCAUCAUUCUUGUUGUUGUCAUGGCCCGUUAUUGCCGUCCAAAAAAUAAGAAUGGUUAUGAGGCCGGCAAGAAGGAUCACGAGGACUUCUUUACACCACAACAACAUGACAAAUCAAAGAAACCCAAAAAAGAUAAGAAGAAACAGAAGUCCAAACAGCCUCUCUACAGCAGUAUUGUGACCGUAGAGGCCUCCAAACCCAAUGGGCAGCGCUAUGACGGCGUCAACGAGAAGUUGUCGGACAGUCCUGGCAUGGGCAGGUACCGUUCAGUCAACGGCGGGCCGGGGAGCCCAGACCUGGCACGGCACUACAAGUCCAGUUCACCACUCCCCACUGUUCAGCUUCAUCCACAGUCACCAACAGCUGGAAAAAAGCACCAGGCAGUGCAGGACCUGCCCCCUGCCAACACCUUCGUUGGCACCGGAGAUAACAUUUCCCUUGGAUCUGACCACUGCUCUGAGUACAGCACUCAAACUAUCAACAAAUACAACAAACAGCCGUUUCGCCGAGUGACCUUCUCGGUGGUGAGCCAGCCCCAGGACCCUCACCAGCAGGGAUCGCUGCAGAGCUGCUACGACAGCGGCCUGGAUGAGUCGGAGACCCCCAGCAGCAAGAGUUCAACGGGGCCCCGGCUGGGCGCACUUCCCCUGCCCGAGGACAGCUACGAGAGGACAACGCCUGAUGGCAGUGUCGGUGAGGCAGAGCACAUGGAGAAUGACUCCCGGCCCCUGCCUGACGUAGCCAUGACUGGCAAGUGCACCAGGGAAUGCGAUGAGUACGGCCACUCGGACUCCUGCUGGAUGCCUGUGCGUACGUCGCCCGAGCGACGGCCAUCCAAGUCAACCACCAACCCCCAACAACCAAAGCUUUCUACGUUCAUGACCGGCAGCGGCAGCAGCGGCAGCAGCAGCAGCGCCGACCAGCCCGGCAGCCAAGAGACCCUCGCCAUGGCCGCCAUGGCCAACGGAGACCCCACCACCGCUCACAUGAUGGGAGACCGCAACCGCAACCUGCUCAACAAGAGGAUGGCCUCCUCCUCCUCCUACGAGGCCUUCGGGUCGUCUUCUUACGGCUCGCCGGGAGGCGGGGAGGAGGUGCUGGGCCACCCCACUGAGGAGAUCCCCCUCGCGCCCACCGGGGAGUACAAGCCCACCUCCUGUGGCACUCUGACGCGACGGGAAGUUUACCUGUGAGCUCAGAGCUAACGUGCCGCCACACGCGGCAUUCAAACACACUGCUAAGCAUAGUUUGCUUACACGUCACCGUUACAGCUCUAGAAUCUUUUAGCCGCAAGUAGGACUAAACCUUCUCCAAAGACCUUUCCGGGUACUCCUUACUGAAAAGUCUAAGUGGAUAUAGAAACAUUGUACCAUUUUUAAAGCGCUUAUUCCGCCCAUGACCUGAAAGAGGGGAGGAGGAGGUGGAGGAACUCUCAGUGAGGCUGUUAUACUGGCGAGUCGGGCUCUUGGGACACAGUCUGCUGCCUGAAAGUCAAUCUGUACAGUAAUCAACUCAUUUUACAUACACAGCACACGCAUGAGUACUCCCCGUUCCCAUUGCAGGGCCCGUUCCGUUACAAUGACACUGUACAAAAGAGCCUGGUUCUUUUCUUUUUGUGUUUGUUUUUUAUAUAGAGUGAAAGCUGUACACAUAGGCAGUUUAAACAUUGCAGUUUUACAUUUUCAAACAGUCCGAGCAAACUGGACUCUCGUGAUUUUACACACUCGACCGAGGACCCGGUCGUCUUUUAGCCUCUGUGCUUAACUUGAAGGCUAAAACUGCAUUUGAAACUUAUGAGGACGGGAAAGACUAAGCUUUAAAUACCUGGCCCUCUCCCUGAUCUGGAAACCCUUGGACACAAAUGGGAGCCGGUGGAAUUUACUGCAACACUUGAUGAGAUGAGAUGAACUUGAUCGACCGAUUCUUACAAAGAGUGUGCGAACUUUUCACAAGGUGUCGCCUACUGUACAAAAACAUCGAACCAUAACAAGAGUGCUAACUGCUCCCAUUCCCUUUUGUCUCGCUCCCUUUCCUCAGUCUCUUGUUCUUUGUCUUUGAAUGGUGCGAUCGAGACCAAAAGCCCUCCUUAGAAAUGCAAGACCUUUCGCCAACAGGGAUCACCUUGAAAAGCAAGAUGUUCACUUUUGGAUCGCCUUAGUGCAAUGGUACCGUUCAUUUCAAAGAGUAAAAGCCCUCUUCCUCAAACAAACAUGACGACAUACACAUGCAGAGACAGAUUCAUUUAAAGGAGGCCAGUGGCGCUGCUAUAACUGACUGAAAAUCCAGGGUAAGCACAGUGUUUUGGCAUGAGAUUCAAAUUAUCGAGGCGCAGUUACAAUUUUAAGUUUGUAUAGGCAUAGCGUGCCUGUGCAGGUGUCUGCAGAUGCCCCUAAUAGGCUUAAGGGGGCAGAAACAUGGCCCAGUUGGUCUUAAAACAGCUGAAAGGACAGGAUUUUACAGUUAUUUCCUUUUUAUGUGUGUGUGUGUCUGUGUGUGGGUGUGAGAGGACUGAGCAAUAAAUGUCAUAUUGUACAGUACAUCCGGCCAACAAGCGACGACUUCUUUUUCACUCCCUCUCGAGCCUUCAAGGUGACAUUAGCACACGCGGCCGAGCAGGAGUCCUUCAAGCACUCUCGGUUGUUACUUUUAGUAGCAUGAAUGUACCAAUCAGCUCAACGGAGAACAAUCAAAAAGCAACACAAGCAGAUACCAGGAGGCAUUCGGAUUACGCGCUGGAAAAUUUGGUAUCAUAAAGAAACCAAAGCUUCACAAACAGGAUGAAGCACCCCCCCCCUACCCCGUUCACACACACAAUGAAGAUAGCUUUCAUUGAGAACUUUGCUUUAACCACACAUUACAUGAAGAUUUUGCUUUUCUUUCAGUGAAGGAUUGAGCUUGAACGAUGAGACUGUGGCGUCUCAACAGAACCUCCAUCACAUCCUCGGAGCUGAGGCUUCACACACAGACACACAAUAUUGUUGAGAUGUUGUGCCUCCCUCAAUUCUUUUUGUCGUUUAGAUUUUUUUAAUUUGCAGCUGCAGAGGCACAAAAUCUCAUGAUUAUAAUAAAGCAAAAGAAUAAUCAGAUGCAACAGAACUUUUUGUAUGUUAGCGAAACCCUUUUGGUUUGACCGGAGGAACUUUUUCUGCGCUCCGGCAAUCUAUAGUCUGUAAGUACUCCUCGUCGUUUGAAAGAAAGUGCUCCUAUACUUAUCAGCUGUAUACAUAAAUAUUUACUUUUUACUGCACGUUUAAUGGGAACUUACUUCACCUAAUGAGAAGGAAGAUUUAAAAGAAAAAAAAACAGUAAAAUAAAAUGUGCAAAAAAAAGGAAUCCCUGUAAACAUGGAAAACCAUCUUGUUGCUUGCAUUUGUUAUAACCUGAAAAGACAUUAGCCAUGUACAACAAAGUAGUAAAUCAACCAAGAACAUAUUGUUGAUUUUUUUUUUUAAUAUAUCUUUUUUUUUUCAUUCCCAGUUUCAUAAUUGUCUCGUAUAUCACAAUCCCUAAAAUCAUUUCUUUUGUACUGCGUUUAUACCAUCAGAUUAGAAUACUUCUAUCUUUUCUUUUACUUUUUCUCUCGCUCAUCGACUACACUGUAACAGUCAAAACCGUGGAUAUGAUCAGAAAAAUGUACUAUGUGUUUUACUUUUUUCUUUAUCUGGUGCCACUUUGUAUAUUUAGAGUGCUUCUGAAAAAAUGAAAAAAAAAAACGUUUAAAAAAUAAGAGUGAAUGCAAAUAUGCAAUUGUGCCUUUUUAUACCAAUUGGUAUGAUUAAAUGUUGGUUUGGAAAAGUGCAUAAAUGAUUAUAUCGAUGCUCACAACAUAGAUGGGUGGCAUUUAGGAACUGAAAUACAUUUGCAUAUCUUAGAUGAAAUACCAUGAUGUCAGGAGUUUAAUUUUUCCUCUUUUUUAAAUUCUAUUACGGCAAUCCUUUUUUGUUUCUUCUUUUUUUUUUUGGAGGUGACCAGUCAAAUGUCCGUGAGCCCGUAGGUCUAAUAUUCAAGUGGCUAUUGUUCACUGGGUUCAGUUAUCCGGUUGAAAUACCCUUUCCUAGCUUAGUGCAUUAUUGAAUGAGUACAGGUACAUUCAGAAGUUGCUUGUUGGUAGAAAUAAUAACAAUAUAAUGGCUUUUCUUCUAUUUUUUUUUUUUUUUUUUUUAUAUCCACUCAUGUACAUGUGUAACAUCAGAGGUCAAGUAACCUUCUUUGUGCAUGAAACACGUUUUAAGACUGAAUAUUAAAGAAUUGGAGGCCAGGAAGUGUAGGAAUAAAAGCAGGAAGAUGUUUGGAGAAAAUUCUUGGCAACGUUUGACUGCUCUGCGUUGAAGGAAUCUGGAGAUAAAAAUGCUAAUGUGACGUUUUACUACUGUAGGAGAGGUAAACAUAGGGAGGGGGAGGGUCUGCAAAGGAGAGCAGCUGACUGAACACACACCUCAGGAUGUGUUGUGCAACGCAGCACAACACGCGUGCAGGUUUAGAGUAUAUGCAUAUCUGAACAGAUGCUGCACUCCGAGCCAACAAAUAAGCAUGGUGAAGGGAUUGCUGUGAUGUUCCAGGGUGAUGCUCUAAAUUCCUGCAUCAGAUGAAGUGAAAACAAAGACUGCAGAGUGAAAAGAGAAAGAAACGGCAGAAAGGAUCCCCUACACUGGCAACUAGAACUCACCAGUACAGUCAACAGUACAUCAGAUCUGAGUAAUGAUGGAUUAAGUGGCUGGUCAUGGAAAUGUGGAUGAAAUGGCAAAGAACAUACGGUGCACCUGGCUGAGGUGUGUGUUCGGGAAGUGCUCUCCGCAUAUUCGUAAAGCAUUCACAGUGUGUAAUGAGAUUUGUAAUAUUAACCAUUACUAUUUGUCCUGCGACUUGGAUGUUGAUAUAGAAAUUGAGGAACCAAUUUAUCAUCGUUUAAUAUGAGUCACUAUGCACGCAGCUUAGCUGAACAUGGCAAAUUGUAUUGAACGCAAGUCCACUUCUAUUUAUGAGAUAUUUUACAUAAUUUAAUUUGCUUUUGUACAGGUUUGUGUAAAUAAAUUGCUUGUCAUUUUUGUCUCUGCAGAAAUUAAAAUAUA
Molecule: messenger RNA, 8484 nt
Organism: Cololabis saira (Pacific saury)
Lineage: Eukaryota; Metazoa; Chordata; Actinopteri; Beloniformes; Belonidae
Gene: pcdh7b
Product: protocadherin 7b
Exons: 3
Coding region: 838-4608 (1256 amino acids)
Biological process (GO): homophilic cell-cell adhesion
Cellular component (GO): plasma membrane
Molecular function (GO): calcium ion binding
Source: RefSeq, a predicted model, not a curated record